AGAACAAAAGUUCAUUUGUAUAAGUAUUUGUUCUGGUUUACUUAUAUAGAACCACCAGAAGCCUCCUUUGAUGUGAAGAAGAGAAGAACUGGGCUUAAUUUCAGCCCCUUGAAAAUGGAAGACAUUUCCGAGCCAGUUUCUGGUUAAACCAAGCACAAUGAACCUCAAGAGGAGUUUGUUGUAGCUUCUCACUGGGAUGCGUAGCAGGAAAUUGCCAACAUUAAAGAAGAGGAAGAAUUCUGUAGUAUUAAAGAGGAGAUAUCAGAGGCUGGAAGUUUUUCACUGUUAAUAAACAGAUGCUUGCUAUGGAGUGUUUAUCUGUAGAUACAUUUGACCUCAAUAAAGUUAAUGAACCCUCUGUGGUAGAUAUACAGUGCAAGACGUUAACAUUCAAGGAGGAGUGUAGACCUGGAGGAACUCCUAAAGAUUUUUUCCAUCAUGUGAAGAAAACCCCUCAUUCUAGUUUUGGCCUUUUGAAAACAGAAGAGGAGAUCUUCAAGCCUGGUUCUGGUUACAGUAAACAUGAUGACACCCCACUGAAUGUUGCUGUGGUUUCAGGGUGUGGUGUUGAGCAGCAGUCCAUUAACAUCAAAGUGGAGCAGUCUAUCAAUAUUAAAGAGGAGCUCUCUGAACUGGAAUGUUCUUUUGUUAGUCAAAGACAGUCGAUUGCUGUUGAGGGCACAACUGGAGAUACUUUUGCCAACAAAGUUAAGGAAACCACUUGUGAAGAUGUUCAGUGCAAAAGGCUAUCCACUCAACAAGACGAAGAACAUGAAGGAUCUCCAGAAGUUUCUUUCCAUGCAGUAGUGGAAAAGGUUAAAGUUCCCCUCACCCCUUUGAAGUUGGGCAGCGUGACUUUGCAGAGAGCUGCAGACACUGGCACUAUGAAAACUGAAGUGGAAAUCUUAGAGCAGAUUUCUUAUAACAGUAAGAAAAAUGAUAUUCAAGUGAACUUUUCUUUAGUAUCAGAUGGAUGGAUGGAGGAGCAAUCCGUUAGCAUUAAAGAAGAGAAGUUAAUGAAGAUUAAAAAGGAGGAUUCUGAUGUGGAACUUGUUUCCAGUAUUAACGGACCAAUGCAGACUGUUGCACCUGAGGAACAGAUUAUUGUAGAUAAGUAUAAUGAACCUCAAUUAGGGGCUUUAAAUGGCAGUGGGUUCUCAUCCCAAGAUGUAUUUGGAACUGAAUGGAAGCAUUCAGAUAUAGAAAAACUGAGAAACAAUUUUAUACAGAAUAAUUUUGAAGAAUCACAACAUGAUAAUGAUAAUUUCUCAAAGGCCAUUGUUAAAAUUUCCCGCACCAAAAGCCAAGAGAGAACUCAUAUGGCAGACAAACCAAACCAGUGUUUGGAAUGUGGAAAAACUUUCAGGCAUCACAAAAGCCUUAAACGGCACCAGAUCAUUCACAGUGAAGAAAAACCAUACAAAUGUACUGAGUGCGGGAAGAAUUUCAGGCAAAUUACAAGCCUUAAGCACCACCAGGGAAUUCACACAGGAGAAAAACCGUGCCAGUGUCUUGAAUGUGGGAGAACAUUUGGCUACAAUAAAAGCCUGAAACGGCAUCAGAUAAUUCACAAAGGGGAAAAACUGUACCAGUGUACUGAAUGUGGAAAGAGUUUUACACAGACUGCAACCCUGAAGCGCCACCAGAAAAUUCAUACAGGAGAAAAACCAUACCAGUGUUCUGAAUGUGGCAAGACAUUCAUCCAAUCGACCCAUCUUAAAUAUCACCAAAGAGUUCACUCGGGGGAAAAACCUUUCCAGUGUACUGAAUGUGAAAAGACUUUCUUUCAGGCCGAACACCUUAAAUGCCACCAGAGAAUUCACACAGGAGACAAACCCUACAGCUGCAGAGAAUGUGGAAAGACAUUCAGCCACAAUAAAAACCUUAAAUACCAUCACAGAAUUCAUACAGGUGAGAAGCCCUACCAAUGUCCUGAAUGUGAAAAGACUUUCAAACGGGCCACAGAGCUAAAAUCCCAUCAGAGAAUUCAUACUGGAGAAAGGCCAUACCAAUGUACGGACUGUGGAAAGACUUUUAAUUGGGCUACACAACUGAAAUACCACCAAAGAACUCAUACGGGGGAAAAACCGUACCAAUGUAAUGAAUGUGGAAAGGCUUUCACCGGGGUUCCUGGACUUAAGUACCACCAGAAAGUUGAUUCAGGAGACAAACUCUACCAAUGUACUGAAUGCGGGAAGACGUUUACCCAGAAGACCUGCCUUAACUACCACCAGAAAAUUCAUAAUGAUGAAAAACUGAACCAGUGUAAUGAAUGCGGAAAGACGUUUAAGUGGGCUGCCCAACUUAAAUACCAUGAGAUCAUUCAUACAGGGUUAAAGCCAUUCCAGUGUACAGAGUGUGGCAAAACUUUUAGACGGACCACUGAACUUAAGUAUCACAAGAGAAUACACUCAGGAGAAAACCAAUACCGAUGCAGUGAAUGUGGAAAGACUUUCAGCCACAAUUUACGCCUUCAGCAGCACCAGAGAAUUCACACAGGAGAAAGGCCAUACCAGUGUACUGAAUGCAGAAAGACAUUCAGUCGGAUUGACAACCUUAAAGUGCAUGAAAGAAUUCACACAGGAGUCAAACUGUACAGAUGUACUCAAUGUGGGAAGACUUUCAGUCGAGCUAAACGUUACAAGGAACAUGAGCAGAUUCAUACUGGAGAAAAGCCAUACUGGUGUAAACAAUGUGGGAAGAUUUUCAGCCGGGCUGAUAAUCUUAAAGUCCAUCAGAAAAUUCACACAGAAGAACGCUGAGUGGUGAGAGAUACACUUAAUAUUAGAGUACAGUAAAUUAUAGAGUGGUAGAUUAUUGCUGCCCUACCACCAAUUGGUGCCUAUAUCAGCCAAUUAAUGGGAAACCAUUUUAUGGAAAUAUCGUGGUCAUCACAUGUGUAUAGCCAGCCAUGCUAAAGUGUAUAUUACUAGUGGUGUUGUAAAGGAUAGGUGUUACAAAUAUCGGCUAUUCAAGCUAUAAUGUCCACUAGAAAGGAGCAGCUCUGUUUCCUAAAAGUUAAAAUUUCACAC
Messenger RNA from Erpetoichthys calabaricus (reedfish), 3032 nucleotides. RefSeq names its product zinc finger protein 345-like. Gene Ontology annotation, biological process: regulation of transcription by RNA polymerase II. The record is from RefSeq and is a predicted model, not a curated record. NCBI's taxonomy places the organism in Eukaryota, Metazoa, Chordata, Cladistia, Polypteriformes, Polypteridae. Gene Ontology annotation, molecular function: RNA polymerase II cis-regulatory region sequence-specific DNA binding; DNA-binding transcription factor activity, RNA polymerase II-specific. The transcript is spliced from 3 exons. Bases 297 to 2762 code for a protein of 821 amino acids.